Messenger RNA from Nerophis lumbriciformis (worm pipefish), 1521 nucleotides. NCBI's taxonomy places the organism in Eukaryota, Metazoa, Chordata, Actinopteri, Syngnathiformes, Syngnathidae. The record is from RefSeq and is a predicted model, not a curated record.
AUGAGAUGCUCCGUGCUUGAAAGUCUGAUCUCAAAGCGCACUGACUACUGGGAGGUCUGCAAUAGAAGUCUCAAAAGUGCAAGCAUCAAAACUGGAAUCUACUGUAAAGGAACUUUUGACACAUUUGUGUGUUGGCCCGAUUCACCUCCUGGAAACGUGUCCGUCCCUUGUCCUCCUUACCUACCCUGGAUCAGUAAGGCUGCCGAAAACUCAAGAAAGGCGCACCGAGAAUGCUUGGAAAACGGAAAGUGGCGGCAGAAGGUAAACUCCUCAGAGCCGUGGAGGGAUGAUUCCGAAUGUCAGGAGCACCAUUAUUUCAAAGACAAGGAAGAGCAAAUGCAUCGACAGACAGCCCUCCGGGUCAUCUCUAUUAUCGGCUAUUCGCUCUCCCUUGCUUCCCUCAUGUUAGCGACGCUCCUUAUGGGCAUGCUGAGGAAGCUCCAUUGUACCAGGAACUACAUUCACAUGAAUUUAUUCGUCUCAUUCAUCCUGAGAGCUGUUGCAGUCAUUUCUAAGGAAAUUGUAUUAUACAUCAUGUAUUCCAACCUACCCAAGGAUGACCCUGGUUGGAACUCAUAUUCAAGUUCUCCGAUUGUUCUGAUGUGCAGAUUUUCAAAAGUAGCCAUGGAGUAUUUUGUGACCUGUAAUUAUUUCUGGCUUUUGGUGGAAGCUAUAUUUCUUCACGCACUCCUCUUCUCUGCUGUAUUGACCAAGCGACACCUACUGAAGAAUUACAUGCUGUUAGGAUGGGGAAUGCCUGUCUUUUUUGUGACACCAUGGACCAUUGUUAAAAUUUUAUAUGAAAACACAGAGUGCUGGUCAAUUGUCAACAGAUGGUUCUGGUGGAUAAUAAAGGGUCCAAUAACGUUGGCGCUGAUGAUCAUUUUUUUCAUAUUCAUCAAGAUUCUACUGCUGCUGCUGUCCAAGCUCAAAGCGGAUCAAGUGAAAUUCACUGACUACAGAUACAGUUUAGCCAAGGCAACACUGGUGCUGAUUCCCCUGCUGGGGAUCCAUGAAGUGGUCUUCACAUUGCUCGUCGAUGAAUGUAUGGAGGAAAGCAGUCGCUACGCUCGGGACUUUAUUAAUCUCACAAUCAGCUCUUUUCAGGGGUUCUUGGUUGGAGUCUUGUAUUGCUUCGCUAAUGGAGAGGUUAAAGCUGAACUGAAGAAGCGCUGGCAAAUUUUUCUGUUCAACCACAACUUUCAAUUCAGGAGCUGUUUCCAGGGUGCACCGCUCAAGCAACUGUGGAAGUGCACAAGAAAGCACCAUCCACAUUGCCAGAAAAGAAACUCCUGUGAUGAGGGACCCACUUCUACAUUGACUGUACACCCACACCUGCUGCAGGUGACUCACCAUGGAGGCGGUAGAGUCAAUGGACAAAGGGUGUAUAACGGUCAGGACCUAAAAGGAUGUGACGCAGCAAGUCUGGACUUUCUGACCAGGAAGAGUCUGUCUAGUAGCGAUGGAGAAAUGACGCUUGGAGAGACCAUGGAGGAGAUUUUGGAGGAGAGCGAGUUUUGA